UGUUUAUAUUUCAUCACUGAAGAUGAUUGUGAUCCAGAAUGUGAGUACCAGUUCCCCGGUGAGGAUUAGGAGACAGUGGAUGAAAAGGAUUGAGUGGGGUGUCCUCCUGGGGCUGAUGGUCCUCAUCUAUGCCUCCCACGCACCACUCAUCACUCUCAGCAAGAUAGAUGGUGAAGUCCCUUUCAACCCCUCAUCCUGUGUUGUCAUGAUUGAGUUUGCUAAACUCCUUAUCUCUCUGGUGACUCUUGUUCUAACUGGGGGUACAUCCACCUUACAUGCUCCCCCAUCCAUAGCUGUUGUAGCCCCUUAUGCAGUCCCUGCCGUGCUCUACGCCCUCAACAACAACCUGGUAGUUCUCAUGCAGGCCUACAUGGACCCAAGCUCAUUCCAAGUCCUCUCUAAUCUUAAAAUUGCCUCCACAGCCCUGCUGUACUCAGUUUGCCUGGGUAAGAGGCUCCGGACUGCUCAGUGGUUAGCUCUGGGGCUCCUCAUGGGUGCAGGGGUGUGCCACAGUUACAGCAACCUGGAUCUAGGGGAUUCUGAGAGGACUGACACUGAGGAAGGUCUCAGGCUUCAUAUCACAGCUUGGGGGCUUUUCCUCGUGCUGCUGUACUGCUGUGUUUCAGGGAUGGCAGCAGUUUACACAGAGAGAGUGCUGAAGAGCCAGAAGUUGCCCCUCAGCCUGCAGAACCUCUACCUCUAUGUGUUUGGUGUGGCUAUCAAUGGGCUCUCCUCCUCUUCUUCUGUAGCAAGUGAGAAGAGCUUUCUGGAAGGGUACUCAGGGGUGGUGUGGGCCAUUAUAGCAGGGCAGGCUGCUAACGGACUGCUGAUGUCUGUGGUUCUGAAGCACGGCAGUGGGAUCACCAGACUGUUUGUCAUUUCCUGCUCUAUGUUGGUUAAUGCUCUGUUGUCUUGGGCUAUCUUAGGGCUGCAGCUCACUCCUUUUUUCCUCCUUCCUGUUUCUAUGAUUGGACUGGCAGCUUACCUUUAUUAUACAUAGUCUACACCAAACAUUCUACUAGGUGCAUUUAAUCCAAAAAGAACUUUUAUUACAGUCUAGCUAAACUUCUGUUUUGUAGAUUUUGAGAUUACGUUACAGACAUGAUUCAUUAUCUGCCUUCUCAGUCUGGACUCCAGAAUCCAACACAUGCCAUAUUAUGUCUGAGCAGUCUUAUCAAAUGAUGUAAAUUUCCAUAAUGAUUAAGAGUUGAUUUAAAAUCAUGUGACACUUCUUUUUUGUUUUUAAUCACAUCUUUGCCAACAACAACUGUCAAAGAUAAAAUAAAGUGUUAUACACUGUGUUAAUAAUAGCCA
Molecule: messenger RNA, 1314 nt
Organism: Monopterus albus (swamp eel)
Lineage: Eukaryota; Metazoa; Chordata; Actinopteri; Synbranchiformes; Synbranchidae
Product: probable UDP-sugar transporter protein SLC35A4
Exons: 1
Coding region: 23-1000 (325 amino acids)
Biological process (GO): pyrimidine nucleotide-sugar transmembrane transport
Cellular component (GO): Golgi membrane
Molecular function (GO): pyrimidine nucleotide-sugar transmembrane transporter activity
Source: RefSeq, a predicted model, not a curated record